AUGGGAUGGUCUAGUCUAGCCCGCAUCCCCCGUGUGCUUGCACUUCUUUCGACUAUUUCAAGCCUUGCUGUUGCAUCUUCAGACGAAGCACUAUGGCCUCUUCAAACAUACAAGAGCUCAUCAGUCAAGACCCCAUUCAUGAAUGUCACCAAAAUGGGUCAGACCGAGCCUGGAUAUCUUUUUUUCUCCCCGCAAGACAUCCUUCGCGACAAUGGAUAUCCUACAAUUUACACUGAUGAUGGCCAGCUUGUAUGGCAAGGGGCCGAAGGAAACUAUUCCGCUUUGCAGCCGCAGAUGCUGAAUGGAGAACCCGUGAUCGCCUACUGGACAGGAUAUGCAGGAGAAGGAUUUGGAUUCGGACAUAUCAGUAUUCUCAACAGCUCAUACGAUGAGAUUCAUCGAGUCACACUUGACUGCAAGAGCGAGAACUUUGUGACUGUCUUUGACCCGAUGGAAUUUCACUCUUGCAUUGAUAUCCAUGAAAGUCAAUUCACCGACAACGGCACUAUUCUAGUGACGGCUGUCAAUGUCACACAGGCCGAUCUUAGCUCUGUCGGAGGCCCCAAGGAUGGCUGGAUCCAAGACGGACUGAUUUAUGAGAUCGAUCUCAAGACCAACGAGAUUCUGUUCCGCUGGAGUGCACAUGAGCAUGUUGAUCAAGUGAAACUUAGCUAUCUGCGCGCUCCGCUUGAUGGCUCUGGUGUUAAUCAAGCGAAUCCAUAUGGGUAUCCUCACCUGAAUGCCAUUUACAAAUACGGGGAUAGCUACCUACUAUCCUCACGUUAUAUGUGCAGCAUUUUCUUCAUCGAUCCAAGCGGCAACGUUACCUGGCACCUUCAUGGCCAAACAGGUGGUGACUUUGAGCUGGGACUUGGGACUAGCUUCUGCUACCAACAUGAUGCACGAUUUGAAUUCCACAGUGAUGAGCGAGUCUUAUUGGCAAUGCACAAUAACGAGAAUGCUGACUUUUCGGCUCCUACAACCCUCACCACCGGUUUACUCUUGGAUGUUGAAUUAAAAGGCUCCAAGCAGGUGACACUCAAGCGACGCACAUGGGAUGCGGACGAGCCGGUUUAUGCUCAGUCUCAAGGGAGCUACCAGUCCCUUGCUAAUGGCCACGUUUUGCAAGAUCAUGGAGCUACUCCGAAGAUUGAGGAGUAUGAUGAGAAUGGUACUAUAGUUAUGCGCGCACGCUUUGGAUACGACAAUACCAUGCAAACAUAUCGCGCAUAUCGAUACCCCUGGACAGGAAAUCCAUCGACCAAGCCGGAUGUUGCUGCGUGUUUCUCGAGCGAGACCAAUAAGACCACUGUCUAUGUGAGUUGGAAUGGUGCGACGGAUGUUAAAUCAUGGAAGAUCUACUCCGGCUCUCAGGUCAAACAAAUUGGACUACGUAAUGGAUUUGAGACUUCGAUCCAAGUCGAUGGUCUGGCUAGUGGUGAUGACAUUGUUGUCGAAGCAAUCGGUGGUGUCGGGGAUGGAACAAGGUCAGAUUCUGUGAAAGUUGGCCAAGGCUGCUAA
This is a messenger RNA of Penicillium manginii, 1521 nucleotides long. Its product is annotated as arylsulfotransferase family protein. The transcript has 2 exons. Lineage: Eukaryota; Fungi; Ascomycota; Eurotiomycetes; Eurotiales; Aspergillaceae. The record is from RefSeq and is a predicted model, not a curated record. The coding region runs from base 1 to 1521 and encodes 506 amino acids.